Messenger RNA from Zophobas morio, 1299 nucleotides. Its product is annotated as mannose-6-phosphate isomerase-like. Gene Ontology annotation, biological process: GDP-mannose biosynthetic process; carbohydrate metabolic process. Gene Ontology annotation, molecular function: zinc ion binding; mannose-6-phosphate isomerase activity. The record is from RefSeq and is a predicted model, not a curated record. The transcript is spliced from 6 exons. Gene Ontology annotation, cellular component: cytosol. The coding region runs from base 65 to 1255 and encodes 396 amino acids. NCBI's taxonomy places the organism in Eukaryota, Metazoa, Arthropoda, Insecta, Coleoptera, Tenebrionidae.
CACGCAGUGACCUUCAUCUGACAUUUCAAUGACGUAACCAUAACCUAAAAGUGUCGCCCCUACAAUGGAACUUGAUUAUAAAAUACAGACGUACGCUUGGGGCAAAAAGGGGGCUGACAGUCUAGUGGCCACUCUUCACGCAAAUGUCAACAAGAAAUUUAAGAUCGAAAACAAUGAAUCCUACGCUGAACUAUGGUUAGGUACCCACGUCAAUGGACCCUCUGUGAUCAAGGGUAGUGACGAAUUGUUGUCCGACUUUUUGAACAAACACCCGGAAUGUAUAGGCAGCACUCACGUAAGGAAAAUGUUUGGCACAGAGUUACCAUUUUUGUUCAAAGUUCUAUCUAUUGAUAAAGCCUUGUCGGUCCAAGUGCAUCCCUCCAAGAAACACGCAGAAGAACUGCACAAAAAACAACCUGAUAUUUAUAAGGACCCUAAUCAUAAGCCUGAAUUGGCGAUUGCGUUAACACCCUUUGAGGCUUUGUGUGGUUUUAGACCUUUGCCAGAUGUUGUGUAUUAUCUAAAACAUAUUCCUGAGUUGAGGGCUGUCACGGGAAAUAUCGCAGAGAAACACAAAACAAAUGGUAUCCAGAUGGUGAAAGAUGCAUUCAAGGCUGUACUUGAAGCUCCUAAAAAUGUUAUAGAGGAACAACUAGUAUUAUUACUACGCAGAUUUAAAACUUUGGACAAGAAAGAACGAGAAUUUCAGUACGCGGACGUAAUUCGGGCUCUUUAUUCACAAUACCCGAACGAUGUAGGCUGCUUUAUGGUGUAUUUUUUGAAUUAUAUUAAACUAAAACCCUUUGAGGCGAUUUAUUUAGGGGCCAACUUGCCUCACGCUUAUCUAUAUGGAGAUUGCGUCGAGUGUAUGGCUUGCUCUGACAACGUCGUUCGCGCUGGUUUGACCCCAAAAUACAUCGACGUUAAAACACUUUGCUCCAUGGUCAACUACCACGGUGACAAAGCAGAAAAUAUGAUUUUUAAACCAGAAGAGGAAGACAAAGAAUGCCAGAUAUUUAAGCCGCCAGUACCUGACUUUGCAAUAGUUCAGAUCAAAGUUCCCAAGUCGUUGAAAACGUAUUCCACCAAGAAAAGAACUACAGGCAGCACUUUGCUUGUGAUUUCCGGAGAGGCUAAAUCCAGAGACAUGCCCCUUGUAGCCGGAACCGCCCUUUUCGUACCAGCUAAUGACGAAUUCAUCAUAACUGAAAUAGCAGAAGACCUACUCAUGUACCAAGGUCUCGCAAAUAUCUGAUUUUUUUAUUUUUUGGGUAACAAAUAUAAAGUGGCAAAACUGUU